AUGGCUUAUUCAGGGAAAGAUAACUAUAGAAUGAAAAGUUAUAAGAAUAAAGCCCUAAAUCCCCAAGAGAUGCGUAGACGAAGAGAAGAAGAAGGAAUACAGCUCCGAAAACAAAAAAGGGAAGAACAGCUGUUUAAACGCAGAAAUGUCUCUUUGCCCAGAAGUGAUGAAUCUAUGCCAGAAAGUCCUAUCCAGGAUCCAGAUAUCAGUUCCACUGUACCCAUUCCAGAGGACGAUGUUAUUACCGCAGAUAUGGUUCAGAUGAUUUUUUCUAAUAAUGCUGAUCAACAACUAACAGCGACACAGAAAUUUAGAAAGCUGCUUUCUAAAGAACCUAAUCCACCAAUUGAUCAAGUUAUUCAGAAACCAGGAGUUGUACAGAGAUUUGUGAAAUUUCUUGAAAGAAAUGAAAAUUGUACUUUACAAUUUGAGGCUGCAUGGGCAUUAACUAAUAUAGCAUCUGGAACUUUUCUGCAUACCAAGGUAGUGAUUGAAACAGGGGCUGUUCCAAUUUUUAUCAAACUUCUAAAUUCAGAGCAUGAAGAUGUUCAAGAACAGGCUGUUUGGGCACUUGGUAAUAUUGCUGGUGACAAUGCAGAAUGCAGAGAUUUUGUUUUGAACUGUGAAAUACUUCCACCUCUUUUAGAGUUAUUAACAAAUUCAAACAGACUUACAACAACCAGAAAUGCUGUAUGGGCCCUCUCAAAUUUAUGUAGAGGCAAAAACCCUCCUCCAAACUUUAGUAAGGUUUCACCUUGCUUAAAUGUCCUGUCACGAUUGUUGUUUAGCAGUGACUCAGAUGUAUUAGCAGAUGUGUGUUGGGCCCUUUCUUAUCUCUCUGAUGGACCCAACGAUAAAAUUCAAGCAGUCAUCGAUUCUGGAGUCUGUCGAAGAUUGGUGGAACUUUUGAUGCACAAUGAUUAUAAAGUUGUAUCACCUGCAUUAAGAGCAGUUGGUAAUAUUGUGACUGGUGAUGAUAUUCAAACACAGGUGAUUUUGAAUUGCUCUGCAUUACCCUGCCUCUUACACUUACUGAGUAGCCCAAAGGAAUCAAUCAGGAAAGAAGCCUGUUGGACUGUUUCUAACAUUACUGCUGGAAAUAGAGCUCAGAUUCAGUCAGUUAUAGAUGCAAAUAUUUUUCCUGUUUUGAUUGAGAUUCUUCAGAAAGCAGAGUUUCGCACCAGAAAAGAAGCAGCUUGGGCUAUAACUAAUGCAACAUCUGGAGGCACCCCAGAACAAAUAAAGUAUUUGGUAGCUUUAGGCUGCAUUAAACCACUUUGUGACCUAUUGACUGUUAUGGACUCUAAGAUAGUCCAAGUGGCUUUAAAUGGACUUGAAAAUAUUUUACGUCUUGGAGAACAAGAAUCUAAGCAGAAUGGGAUGGGUGUUAAUCCCUACUGCUCUCUCAUUGAAGAAGCAUAUGGUCUAGAUAAAAUUGAAUUUCUACAAAGCCAUGAAAAUCAAGAAAUUUACCAAAAGGCUUUUGAUCUGAUUGAACAUUACUUUGGUGAAGAAGACGACGACCCCACCAUUGUACCUCAGGUGGAUGAAAACCAACAACAGUUUGUAUUUCAGCAGCAGGAAGCACCAAUGGAAGGGUUUCAACUUUAACUCGGUGGAGGAAAGAAUUCACGGCUAAAAAGGUGUCAUUUUGUUCUCUUAGUGGUAGCACCGGAACAAGAAAGCAAGAAAAAUAAAAAAUAAAAAAAAUCUAUAAUAAUAAAAGUGUAAUAUGCUAAUUAGACUGGACAGCCGAACGACCUUCCGGACGAAGCAGGAGCUGCGAGGGCCGAGACAAGCCACUGCGGCUGCGAGGGUCGAGCCCCUUGCAUGAAUUUCAUGCAUCGGGCCUCUAGUAAUAAUAAUAAAAUAAAACCUGCUGGCAUAGAAAUAACAUAUCAUUUGGUAACUAUAAAACCUAUUUGCAGUUAAAGCUUGAUUUGUUUGAUAAAGGACUAAAAGAAGCAUUACCUUUGCCUUCAUAUUUUUCUUCUCUUAAGGAACAUUAUGGAAAAAAUAUUAUAAAAGUCUUAGUGGAUUUUGGUUGCUAUUCUAAAUUCAGCAAUUUGCUGGCUGCUUUGUGAAACUGAAAUCCAAGUAUUGUUAACCUUUAUUAAUUUUAGUUCAUAGCAUUGUUGUUUUAUGUAAUGUGACAUAUUAGGAGCCAUUGUGCUAGGCUCUAAAAGGGUAAUACAUCUUUUAAGUUCUGAUUGGGGAGUGGGAUGAGGCAGGGAUAUUGUUACCUAACUAAAUAAACCAACAUUUGAGCAGUAUGCAAUAUUAUGAAAUGU
Molecule: messenger RNA, 2291 nt
Organism: Eptesicus fuscus (big brown bat)
Lineage: Eukaryota; Metazoa; Chordata; Mammalia; Chiroptera; Vespertilionidae
Gene: KPNA5
Product: karyopherin subunit alpha 5
Exons: 14
Coding region: 1-1611 (536 amino acids)
Biological process (GO): NLS-bearing protein import into nucleus
Cellular component (GO): nucleus; nucleoplasm; cytoplasm
Molecular function (GO): protein binding; nuclear import signal receptor activity
Source: RefSeq, a predicted model, not a curated record